This is a messenger RNA of Panicum hallii, 1379 nucleotides long. RefSeq lists its product as uncharacterized. The transcript has 7 exons. The coding region runs from base 160 to 1008 and encodes 282 amino acids. NCBI's taxonomy places the organism in Eukaryota, Viridiplantae, Streptophyta, Magnoliopsida, Poales, Poaceae. The record is from RefSeq and is a predicted model, not a curated record.
CCUUCCACAAGAUGGACCGUUCUCCUCUCUCUCUCUCUCUCUCGGCCGCCUUCUUUCCAAGCGGCGACGACAGGGGAGUGACGCCGCCCUUGCUUCGCCGGCCGACAAGAGACAUCUGACUUGAGAAGCUUCGGAUUCUGGCAUUCUGCUUCUCUCGCGAUGAGAAUCUCUGAGCGGCUGGGUAGCAGCGCCGUUGACAUGCAAGUAGAUCAGGGAGAGGAAAAUGAAGAUGGCGCACUUGAUAAGACAGAUGAGCAGCCAACUCAAUGUUUGAAGCUCGAAAUAAGCUACUCCUUUCUGACAUCCAUUGCGCUCAUGCUGGCUUGGGACAGGAAUGCUUUUCUUCAAAGCAAAUAUAAUGAUAGGAUCAAAUAUGAGGAGCUCACAACUGCACAGAACCAGCAUACGAGUGCCAAGAAUUACAAAAAAAUUUCAACUGAGCUGCCUCUUCUAUCACUUACCAUCGGCAACAAGAAGUUCAUUCGUACGGGUGAUUGCAACAUACUCGCUUCUUUCUGCUACGUAACACAGCUAAUCGUGUGCAAGUUGUUCUAUGAAAAGUUGACUAGAAGAGUUGAUAUCCCCUUCUCGGACAUCACAUCUCUUCUUGUCUGUUUUGACAAUAGAGGAUUUGAUACCUUGAGAAUAAAGGCGAGGUCUUCACUUGAAUAUUUCUCUGCUGAUAAGCCACUUCCUGGAAAAUUUACUAGCUGGAAAGUGGACGACUCCAAAGAAGAUAACUGUUUUCCUGAAUCAAAAUUUGUCUUCCUUGAGAUAGAGAAGGGGAAGCUUGAAAAGGGCCUUGCAAAACUAUUAUAUAUUGAUCCGAGAUUACAACGUACAGUGGAAUUUGCAAGAGCUUCUGGUGACCAACACAUGUACCAAGGCCGUGUCCAUGCUCACACACAGCAAACCAACAUGUCUGCUCCUCAGCCGUUCCUAUCUGUCAAUGUGCUCCCUACAUUGGAGGGAGAAUGUAGGAUGUUCUUAUCACCUCUUCAUUCAUAGGUAAGGAUCAGACCAGCUUGGGUGUAUGAUUCAAUGAACAUAUCCUUGAUUGUGAAUGAUACGAUGAGAUGAUAAUAUGCUUCUGAGCACGUAGAUAAGAUGAUGAAACUUUGGAAAUGUGAUAUAUAUUCUUUUAGGUAGACUAGGAAAUUUCAGUUUUGCAUCUAGUGUAUUGGAUUCCAUUAUAGAUGAACCGAUGACUAAUGCCAAGGAGAUAAAAGAAACUUAUUAGUAAAUAUGUCUUCUUAAACUUCAGCAGUGUUGUCAGCAAGAUGCAACACCUUAAAACCUCAUCUGGGUUGUCAGCUAUACUUGUUCACAAAAAUAUUUACAUCCUUGUAUGUGAUUGUAUGGAGUGUCAUAGUGGUGCC